Molecule: messenger RNA, 902 nt
Organism: Zeugodacus cucurbitae (melon fly)
Lineage: Eukaryota; Metazoa; Arthropoda; Insecta; Diptera; Tephritidae
Product: proteasome assembly chaperone 2
Exons: 1
Coding region: 102-830 (242 amino acids)
Biological process (GO): proteasome assembly
Cellular component (GO): cytosol; nucleus
Source: RefSeq, a predicted model, not a curated record
UGUUUUUCAAUUUUAACAAAUCGAACAUACCUGCAUUACUAUCAUUUUUGAAGUUGAUUUAAUUGUCGAAAUAUAUUUGUGGAAUUGUUAUUAUUUUAAAUAUGCUGCAAUUGAAGAAUAGAGACUCCUUGAACCUGGAAGGGUACACGGUAAUAAUACCUAGUAUAUGUGUGGGAAAUGCAGCACAGCUAGCUUGCGAUUUAUUGAUAGCAUCGAAAAAAAUGAGUCGUGUGGGAAAUCUCAUGCAUCCAGCAUUGAUUCCUAUUUUUGGGCCGUCAGCUUAUCAACAUGAUCCACAAGAAAGAGUCGCUGCUUGUGAAAUACAUGAAUGUACUGACAAUAAAUUGGUCGUUUUACAAUUUCGAACUCCUCUGAUAUCCCGUCAUUCACAGAGUCUACAUAAUUACCUAGCGGAGCUAGUUCGUCCUGCUGAAAGGGUGAUAAUACUCAGUGCAAGCUUCGGUUUUGAGAAACGUGAAAUCGGUACUUCUCCAUAUGAAUUCUGUGUUUCUGAUAGCUUUCGCGAGAAUCAUAAAACUCAAUUAUCUAAUGUAAAAUGGAUGGAAUUUAAAGGAGAUACAGUGUUUGGGGGAGGCAACGGCUUACAACUGUUCCGCUUAUUAGAAGAGAACAAAGUGCCCGUAAUGUUGUUAUUUCGUUAUGUUCUGGAAGGCGAUAAUUCGACGGAUGCUACACUUAUAAUCCGGGAACUAAACGAUUUAUGUUCAACCUUUUUGCAACUAGAAGAAGAGAAUAAAACAAUAAAGCUAAUUAUUCCAGUGUCAUGGAAAUUACUAUUUGGAAACGAUGUAACUUCUUUAAUUUUUUAGUCUUCAAUAUUAUUAAUUUGUAUUUUAAUAAAAGGUGUGUUGAAAACUAUCACGGAUUAUAAAUCAUUAAAA